UUAGGAGAGUAGUAAAAAGUCACUUCGGUAUCGAAGUGGCGUGAAAAGUCUGUUUCCCACUUCCACACGUUUUGAAUGGUCUUCUGCCCGGCCCAGUGAUUUACCAAUGCAUUCUUGUUGUGUGAAGUUCUAAAUUACGUUAUUGCUGGAGACCCACAAAAAGUCAUACUGCAUGCUAUUUUAAACUUUGAGAAAUCUCCCUAACAGCAGUAUCAAAAGUAAUCAAAAGUAGCGACCUAAUUAAACGUUUGAGAUUGAAAUGAUUUCCAACAUAAUAUGAUUUUCACUUAGCUAGAACUAAAACAUAAGGCUUUUCAGCCUACACUCUACCGCUACUAUAGUAUCUAAGUUACCGACUGAGAUGUUUACCAGAGCCAUGUAUUUAUUUUCUAUAUAAAUGGCUCUGCUGUUUAUCUUUUAUUUUGGACUACUGCACAAUCCAUGAUUGGUCAAAACAUAAACGUCAUCAUAUAGCUAAAUUUGGCGCGAAUUUCGAUAACGCUGCUCUCUGAGGAGAAUCUGCCUGUAACGUUAGCUAGCUAGCUAGCAGCUAACAUCAACCCUUUAUUGAUCUAAUCAAGAUCAAUCUGAUCUUUUUACAUUCUACACACAGGUUCUAGACACCAAAUUGCGAAACAAUAUUUCUGCAUGAAUUGAGGGAAGAUGUUUUACUAUCCAAAUGUUCUUCAGAGGCACACUGGCUGCUUUUCCACUAUUUGGUUGGCAGCCACCAAAGGGAUCAGGAUAACACGCAGAGAGCUUCUGAGGGUCAACGUUGGGCGGACAUGUGAGGACAUCAUGGAUUACGUGACGGUCCAGGUGGCUCCGCUCUGCCCUGGUCUCCCUCGGCCUCGCUUCUCCCUCUACCUGUCCUCCCAGCUGCAGUAUGGGGUGGUCAUCGUCUACCACCGCCAGUGUGGUUUCCUUCUGGAGGAGAUCCAGCAGACCAUGGAGCGCCUGGUGCGCUCCGAGAGACACUCACGCAUUGACAUGGCCGAGCCUGACAGACAAGCCCUAAAUGUCCCAGACUCCCUGUUCCUGCUGGAGAAGGCAGAGGGGGCACAGGACCCCUUCUUUGGGGUGAUGGGCUUUGAGCACCUGCUGCCUAGUCCAUAUAGGAUCCCUCUGCCAUGGCAGCUGAUGGAGAGCAUGACUCCAGAGCGCCCUCUAGGGACCAGUCCUGGAACUGCAUCAGAGGACGGAGGUUUCAAUUCCCCUCCUGAUGCCAUUACCCUGAAAGAGAAGGAGCAGCUUGUCAUCGCUGCUGCUGAGUUUGAAGGAGCUGAGCUUCCUGAAGCCACUGGCAAAGAGAUUGACAUGCUUCUGGAGCAGCAGGACCAAUUCCAUGACGAGAUGGAAGAGCGGGAAAGGGAGAGAGAGGGAGAGAGAACCAGGGACAUGGAGCCAGGAAUGACCUCCAUUGACCAGCUGAAGGUGUCGGUGGUGGGCGGGGACAGUGUGUGGCUGCUGGACGAGGAGACCGGCCUGCCUGUGGAGGUGCCGUUAGAGGUCGUUCCCAUGGAGAUGACCCCCCCUCCUCAGGUGGCCAUGCCCUCUGCCCCAGACACCUCUGAGAGAGAGGGGGAGUCCGCGAGUCAGUCAGAGAGGGGGACAGAGAAAGCGCCGGAGAGCUCAUGUGGCGAGCUCCCCCAUAUAGACGCUCUUCCUCCUAAGAGGCGGGGUCGCAGACGGCAGCUCAUCUUCGCCGACCCUCAGGUGCAGAUCUCCCAGGAUACCAUGCGAGUGCAGAUCGAGGACACCAAGGCUGAGACUCUGCCCCUGUCUCAAGUGCUGAUUAACCUCCCUGCCCAGAAGAAGAUCCUCCCAGUAGAGCUCUACCUUGCCCCCUCUGGCUCUCUCCUGCACCCUGACCUCCUGUUGCUAUGGAAACAGUGCGCCGUCCUCACCACACUCCCUCGCACCAGGGAGAGAGGCAGAGGGGAGGAGACGGAGGAGGAGGGCAGCUCCGAGCUGGACAGAGAGAUUGAGAGGAAGAGGAGGGACUCUAGCAUGCGAGAGAUCCCACGAGAGUUGCUGAAUUCAGGAGGAGCAGCCCCAUCUGAAGCAUCAGCCGAGGUUCUUCUAGACGUGUCCAAAGAGGACAAAUCACUAGAGCAGAUCACCCCUGUCAGCAGAUGGUCUCCUAUGGAAGAAGCCCCAGUGCCUAUGGAGGCUAUAGUAGAGGUACAUGUGGCUGUACCAGACAGAGAAGAGGAGACAGACAGAGAGGUCACUGCCGAGGGCCUGUUGAGUGUGGUGUCCUCAUACCUCCUGAGGUUUGGGAAAGUCACCUUUCACUCUCUGUUGCCCCUGGAGGCGGACCGUACAACUGCAGCCCACAUGCUUACCAAACUGCUAGAACUGGUGUCUGCUAGGGAGCUGGCUGUAUGUCAGGCUGAACCCUACAGCCCCAUCACCAUCAUCCCUGGACCACUCAGCGCCGUGCACGCCUGAGGAACACAGAGGAUGUCUCCACCAGUGCUUGACUUGGACAGGAGUUCACCGCAGCUGAGUACCGGCACCUCAAAUGUUCUACUGCUUUUGCUCC
This is a messenger RNA of Coregonus clupeaformis (lake whitefish), 2548 nucleotides long. RefSeq names its product REC8 meiotic recombination protein b (gene rec8b). Gene Ontology annotation, biological process: synaptonemal complex assembly; mitotic sister chromatid cohesion; replication-born double-strand break repair via sister chromatid exchange. Bases 664 to 2454 code for a protein of 596 amino acids. NCBI's taxonomy places the organism in Eukaryota, Metazoa, Chordata, Actinopteri, Salmoniformes, Salmonidae. The transcript has 18 exons. Gene Ontology annotation, molecular function: protein binding; chromatin binding. The record is from RefSeq and is a predicted model, not a curated record. Gene Ontology annotation, cellular component: cohesin complex; synaptonemal complex.